Molecule: messenger RNA, 1744 nt
Organism: Pyrus x bretschneideri (Chinese white pear)
Lineage: Eukaryota; Viridiplantae; Streptophyta; Magnoliopsida; Rosales; Rosaceae
Product: NEDD8-activating enzyme E1 catalytic subunit
Exons: 9
Coding region: 110-1462 (450 amino acids)
Biological process (GO): protein neddylation
Cellular component (GO): cytoplasm; nucleus
Molecular function (GO): NEDD8 activating enzyme activity
Source: RefSeq, a predicted model, not a curated record
CUAUUCUCCCGGGUUCUAAAACCACUCCGUUUCGCUCAGCGAAAGUAGAAAGAUUCUCGCCUUCUGUACGUCGGGCCUUCUCGUCUCAUCAGCAAACAGCGACCAGAAAAUGGCACCACCGUCUACCGCCGAAGACAGCCGAUCCAGGGACCUCGACAAGCUACUCCUCCGCGCCGGAAAUCUCGUCGGACCCACCUUCGAACCCGGCCCCGGACUGCGAGAUGACCUCAAAGAGUACGCCAGAGUUUUGGUGGUCGGGGCUGGUGGGCUGGGCUGCGAGCUGCUCAAGGACUUGGCUUUGUCUGGCUUUCGGGAGCUCGAAGUCAUAGACAUGGAUCGUAUCGAGGUUUCCAAUCUCAAUCGCCAGUUCCUCUUCAGACUUGAAGAUGUAGGCAAGCCAAAGGCUGAGGUGGCUGCAAAACGUGUCAUGGAGAGAGUUAGUGGUGUAAAUAUCAUUCCACAUUUUUGCCGGAUUGAGGACAAGGAGCUUGAAUUUUAUAGUGAUUUCAGUAUUAUCGUCCUUGGUCUUGAUUCCAUUGAGGCUCGGAGCUACAUAAAUUCUGUUGCUUGUAGUUUUCUUGAGUAUAAUUCUGAUGAUAGCCCACAAGAAGAAACCAUCAAGCCUAUGGUAGAUGGAGGGACUGAAGGUUUUCAAGGACAUGCUAGGGUCAUUAUGCCAGGGGUCACUCCAUGCUUUGAGUGCACCAUCUGGCUUUUUCCCCCUCAAGUGAAGUUCCCUCUGUGCACCCUUGCAGAAACCCCUAGAACUGCUGCUCAUUGUAUUGAAUAUGCUCAUUUAAUCAAAUGGGAUGAGGUACAUAGCGGAAAGGCUUUUGAUCCAGAUGAUCCAGAGCAUAUGAAGUGGGUCUAUGAUGAGGCUACCAAGAGAGCUGAGCUUUUCGGUAUUCCAGGAGUCACAUAUUCUCUUACUCAGGGUGUUGUGAAGAACAUCAUACCAGCUAUUGCUUCCACAAAUGCAAUUAUAUCAGCUGCGUGUGCACUAGAGACAUUGAAGAUUGCAUCUGGAUGCAGCAAAACACUAUCAAACUAUUUAACUUAUAAUGGUGCAGCAGGUCUCCACACGAAAGUGACUGAAUUCGUCAGGGACAAAGACUGUAUUGAAUGCGGACCAGGUGUUCUUGUUCAACUGGACACCUCAAUUACUUUGCAAAAGUUCAUCGAUCUACUUGAAGAACACCCGAAAUUGCUAUUAUCGAAAGCAAGCAUCUCACACAGAGGGAAGAAUCUGUACAUGCAGGCGCCACCUGUACUGGAAGAGAUGACCAGAUCAAACCUAAGCGUACCACUUUUUGAGCUAAUGGGUAAAGUUGCUAAGGAUGUUGUACAUGCGAGCGGUACAACCACCACGAAUGACAAAAAGACUUCGUGUCUGAGAAAGUUGCGUGUUAUUUUCGAAGGAGUUGAUGGGAUCACAGAUAUGGAUACCGCAGGAGAGGCAUGAGUUUUUCACUGGACCUAAUCAAAGACCAGAGGAGUUACAGAGCUUUUGAAGAUUCUCUCCCAAAUACGAUUGAAGCAAAAGGCGGGAUUGGUGAGGCAAGGUUGAAAACCAUUCUAAGUUGUAAAUUUUGUCUUGGAAUAUUAAUAUCUCGAAAGAUAAUUGAUCUUUUACUAUCACCAUGAGAGCAAUGAGAUUUUACAGUUUCAAGUUGCCCUGAACAAUUGUUUUGAUGAAAAAGAUAACGGUUUUCCGGUUAUGGCCAAUGGAUUCACGUCUUAUUUA